Zea mays is the source of this 1421-nucleotide messenger RNA. RefSeq lists its product as uncharacterized. The transcript has 6 exons. The record is from RefSeq and is a predicted model, not a curated record. NCBI's taxonomy places the organism in Eukaryota, Viridiplantae, Streptophyta, Magnoliopsida, Poales, Poaceae. The coding region runs from base 113 to 751 and encodes 212 amino acids. Gene Ontology annotation, cellular component: cytoplasm. Gene Ontology annotation, biological process: regulation of translational initiation.
AAACAUUAGCCAACACUGACCCCACCGGUACUGAGUGGCCCAGCGAGCAGCUCCGGCCGGUACACGGAAUCCGGGCACCCACGGUUUCCACCAAAGCGACGCGCCCCGCGACAUGGCGGUGGUGCGCCUGCGCGUAUCUCCACGCCUCCGCUCCAUUCCCCUCCUGCUCUCCCAGCCAGACGCCGCUACAGUCCGGCGUAGUUUCGCCUGCGCCAGCGCCUCCCAAGCCCCCGCACCCGCGCGGGCUAUGGCGGCCCCGUCCUCCUCAUCCGCGACGCCCUCCCCGUACACGACGCUCGUCGGGCGCGUGAGCUGCGAGCGCGAGAUCAAGCGCAGCAAGUUCAUCGCCAUCGCGGCCCCGGUCCCCAACGAGCGUGCCGCCAUGGCCUUCCUGGAUCAGGUCAAGGAUCCACGUGCUACCCAUAAUUGCUGGGCAUACAAGCUGGGAGAUCAAUUCCGUUACAACGAUGACGGUGAACCUUCUAGUACAGCUGGGAAGCCAAUAUACUCUGCCAUCAUUUCCUCUGGCAUUGAUAAGGUCAUGGUGGUUGUGAUUAGAUAUUUUGGAGGCAUAAAACUGGGAACCGGUGGACUGGUGAGGGCUUAUGGUGGGGUUGCUUCUGAAUGUCUUAAAGAUGCUCCUACUUGUCUUGUGAAACCAAAGGCUCGUGUGGGUAUGGAAGUACCAUUUAAUCUGUUGGGAACAGUCUAUCAUCAGGUCCGCUGUUGCCCCCCUUCCCUUUUCUCCUAAAGGAUGGUUAGCCCUAGGGCAGUCGCUCCCCUCUCUUCCCUGGUUAGUGUUUACAGUACUGUGCCAUUCCCUGCAAUUCUUCCUCAAUCCUCUCUCAAAUCUCUGGUGAUGGACAUACAACAGAAACUGAAUAGAGUUGAACUCUUAAUUUAUGAAACAGCAACCGUACUCCGUAGGUAUUUAUAUAUGUCAUAAUGAAGUACUAUGAAUUAUGACAUGUAUUGUUGUCCCAAAUCCUAUUGAAGCGGUUCUAAGUAGUACUCCACCAUUCCAAAUUGUAAGUCAUUCUAGCUUUUCUAGGUACAUAGUUUUUACAAUUAGGAACAACGAGAGCAUUGCUUUGCCAAUGCUAACAUAUGCUUGUGCUACACAAAUUUCUGAAAGUUAACAUUGAACAGUUGCAUUAUGUAAUCUUGUAUUGGAUGGAUCUAUGCCCCAUUGAGGGUGGUAGCGAUAACUGCAAUAUAAAACUAAUUGUUGUUAGACUACCCGUCUAGGGUUUGUGUUAUUCCCUGUGUAAUGACCGUUAUACCCCUGUGUAAUGGGCCUUGGCCCAGUUACUCUCUCUAUUUAAUAUCACUCCCAACCCCUGAUUAGGGUAUGGGUUCCUAUUCUAACAUGGUAUCAGCUAGGUUUAGUCUUUUUUCCUCUCCCCGAGCAGCCACAGCCG